UUCAAUUUGAAAAAUUAAACAAUAAUCAUUUUUCGUUGGUACUACGAGGAACUAAGAUGUAUGAUUCUAAGAAUCGAAUGAUCAAUGGCCACACUACUUUGCGGUUCCCAGAAAAUACCAGAAAUUCAAGAGUGAAUAUAGAUGUACAUAAAUUCAUUACACCUCUGGAAAUAAGUAAACAAACUUUUGAAAUGAGUCAAUCGGGAAGUCAUUAUGUCAGUUUGGCAAUAUCUAAAUGGUCAGAAAAUUAUACAGGCAACGCGGUCAUACCAUUUUUGGAUAUGCAACCAGUCAAUGUAUCUCCAGCAGUACCUCUAGGAGGACUUGGGUUAUUUUACAAAAGUCAACCUGGCUAUGGCGGGUUUUUGGCUUUCAAACAUAUCUCUCCAAAAUUUAUGCAUUUUAUUAGCGAAGACUAUGCCGAUAAAUUGACUAUCGCAUCUACUUCUGCUUAAUCAUUGAAUAUUCAUUAAUGUCUACACGCAGAUGAUGUUACAGUAAAACUUACACAACUUUGGAUACUGUGGUAACUUAUAGUACAUGUAUACAUGCAUAUAUGCACAGAAAAAAACGGAUUUCUUGGCACAAAAAAUUUUCACUCGUCUCAAGAAAUCUUGUGCAGUAUGAAUUGAAAACGAAAAUUUUCUUGAGGCGAGAAAACAUUUUUUUAUGGCAAGAAAAAGUU
Molecule: messenger RNA, 685 nt
Organism: Microplitis mediator
Lineage: Eukaryota; Metazoa; Arthropoda; Insecta; Hymenoptera; Braconidae
Exons: 2
Coding region: 57-455 (132 amino acids)
Source: RefSeq, a predicted model, not a curated record